Messenger RNA from Trematosphaeria pertusa, 1005 nucleotides. RefSeq lists its product as uncharacterized. The transcript is spliced from 5 exons. The record is from RefSeq and is a predicted model, not a curated record. NCBI's taxonomy places the organism in Eukaryota, Fungi, Ascomycota, Dothideomycetes, Pleosporales, Trematosphaeriaceae. The coding region runs from base 1 to 1005 and encodes 334 amino acids.
AUGGAGAAGAACAACUACACAGUCGUCAUCACCGGAGGAGCACCUUACAUGAAAGAGUACAACUUCAACACAUCCGCCAUGAUACGCGAUUCUAUUCCAAACUCGUCCCUUACCGGGACCGACAAAGACAUCCACGUUUUGAAGUAUCCCAUCGACGUGGAGUGCACCUUUGAAUCUAUGGGAAACAUGAUCGACGAGGUGUGGAGCAGGAAGUUGGCCGUCUUCCAUCCAGGAGCGCAGGAUAAUCAAACCAUUGACUACAACUUGGUCAUACACAUGGGAAUGCGGGAAGGAGAGGAUCGGAUUUGCUUCGAGAGUAUGGCUCGCAAGGAGCGUAUGAAGUUUAAAGGGCUCGAUGGAAAGGGUCUACCUUCCAAAUACGACGCAGUUGGAGGCCUUUGGGAAGGAGUCCCAGGUGUUCUGCACCCCGAUCUAGACAUUGCAGGAGCGGCUGAGAAAGUCGCCCUACAAUACCCCUUGUGGUCUUCGCUCGGCCUGCUCACGAAACAGGGAAAUCCUCGCAUCGCUUGCUUCGUUUACGUUCCCAAAGCCACAGAUGACGAGGCGAUUCAGAGUGGCGUCAAGGUCACCGUUGCUUUUAUCAGCGCAUUAGUUGACGCGAUGGAUACAGAGAAAAUGUUAGCCCUAUACAGCAUAUGCUGGAGUAAUAUAUUCUGGAUUGCGAUUGCCAUUAUGGAGGUUGCUUUCGCUUCCCGGGAUAGAGCUGUUCGGUGCCAAACUCCUCAUCCCGAAAGAUUCUCCAAAACAACGGACAACCCGGGAAGCAAAAAGGUUAUGCAAAAGCUUAGCUGGACGUUGUUCCUUGGAAACAAGGCUGCAAAACUUAUUGAAGAGCCUCAGGAUCCCAGAUGCGAAGACGGAGAGGUGUGCACAAAACUCAUUGAAGAUCCUCAGGAUCCCGGAUGCGAAGAAGAACUAGGAGGUGAGGAUGAGAGGGAGCAAGAGGAAGAGGAAGAACAGAUGAAGCGAUCAGUACAUUUCUAA